Gongylonema pulchrum is the source of this 646-nucleotide messenger RNA. Lineage: Eukaryota; Metazoa; Nematoda; Chromadorea; Rhabditida; Gongylonematidae. The record is from the annotation of a GenBank genome assembly.
GUAUUACCAUUCGGAAAACUGCUUUUGGGUAUCAGUUCGCUGUUUGUCGCAGUACAAGCAACUGGCUUUACGCGCCCGCGAGCAGUCUAUGAAAUCGUGUGGCGAUGUCACCGAGCUGCAUUAUUUCACGCGUUUUAAAAAGUCCGAAAGGGAAAGACCGAUGACCGACUGCAUUCCGUCAACAUCGCAGAUUCCUCCGGGAGUGCCAAAUGAGAGCGAGACGAGAAAAUCCAUUGACGAGUUCGGCUUGCCUGAUGUAGGCUUUUAUCAUUUUGGGUAUCUUUGCAUAUUCAAGGAUUUCGGUCAGGCGAUUUCUUCGAGCGACUCAGACGGGCUGUGUGAAAUUCCAGUCACUGGUACUUGCGAUGAGAAGAAUGUGAUGGCGGCUGGCGAUGUUGGUGCGCAGAAUGGCUUUGUUGAUGAGUUUAUCGGCCGAAAACGAAGGACCCGUCCUUGCAAAUUAGAGAAGAAUAUGAUGGCGGCUGGCGAUGUUGGUGCGCAGAAUGGCUUUGCUGAUGAGUUUAUCGGUCGAAAACGAAGGACCCGUCCUUGCAAAUUAGAGGUAAGGUUUAUAAUUAAAUAUAAAAAAAAAACUACAACAUUUGUUAAUAAUUCAUCAUCUAAAUAUCUCCAUUUAUGUAAAUAG